CCUGGCUUGAACCGCUCGACGUGAGUGUGGUGAGAGUUGCGGAAACUAACCUGGCAUAAACAAGAACCCAUGUGGCCUGCCUGUAUGUGCACGUGGAAAGCAGGGGCUUCUAGGGCUGGACAGGUGGAAAGUAUGGCAAGUGCCUGAGAAUGACAGAACAAAUCUUUUAAAGAAUAAAUCGGCAUAAUCUCUGUAGCAGUCUGGCAUGACUGAUUGUGUCAAGUAGAACUGUGAUGUCUAUAGAGUGAAGAAUCAAAAUUCUUGCAUUGUGAAAGAUUACAAGCUUGACAACGCUAAGUCAGACAGUAGAUUUAGUCGAACAGUAGCCAACGAGAGUUCAUAGUGUGCCAAUAUUAUAAAGCCAGAACUAGUAAUUUACCAUCGCCAGCCUUUGUUGCUUGCGCGGUGAUGCCCAGCGAAAUGAGAAUUGCUUUGUUGAAGACUCCUGCGUUAUUCGUUCAUUUACACUUUAAUGUUUGAAGUGCUGUGUAGUGUGUACUUGUGCCAAUAAGAGAUUUUUAGCCUACGCACGAUGAAUAAAACUUUCAACGAUCUGAAGUUAAACUCGUGGUUGGUGAGACAGUGUGAAUCUUUAGGUGUAAAGCAUGCAACACCUAUCCAGGCGGCAUGCAUACCACGCAUUCUCAAUGGAGAAGAUUGCAUUGGCUGUGCAAAAACUGGCAGUGGAAAAACGUUAGCGUUUGCUUUACCAAUUUUACAAAAACUUUGUGAAGAUCCAUAUGGAAUAUUUGCCCUUGUUCUUACUCCAACUAGAGAAUUAGCAUUUCAGAUAGCUGAUCAGUUUGCAGUGUUGGGCAAAGUUAUUAACUUACGACAUAGUGUUAUUGUAGGAGGAAUGGACAUGGUAGUUCAAGGAAGAGAAUUAUCAUGUCUGCCGCACAUUGUAGUUGCCACACCAGGAAGAUUAGCAGAUCAUUUGAAAAGUUGCAACACAUUUACCUUGAAAAAGAUAAAAUUCCUAGUUUUAGAUGAGGCUGACAGACUACUUGAUGGAAAAUUUGAUAUUCAGAUGAAGACCAUAUUUUCUAUGUUGCCAAAAGAAAAACAGAUGCUGAUGUUCAGUGCUACGAUGAAUGAUACUCUUCAGAAAGUGCAAAUAGCCACUGUUGAUCAGUUGGAACAAUUUUAUGUGUUGUGUCCUGUAGAUAUAAGGGAUGGCUACUUGGUAGAGGCUGUUCGACAGUUUCUCAUAAAAAAUCCAAAUGCAUCUAUUCUUAUUUUCACAGAUACUUGCAAGAGUUGUCAGUUGAUGUCAAUGACUCUUAAUGAGAUUGGCCUUGAUAAUGUUGCUUUGCAUUCUAUGGCAUCUCAGAGAGAAAGACUUGCUGCCUUAGCAAAAUUCAAAUCAAACCAAAAUAAAAUUCUGGUUGCUACUGAUGUUGCCAGUCGAGGUUUAGAUAUUCCAGCAGUUGGUUUAGUAGUGAACCACAUUAUUCCAAAUGACCCCAAGGACUAUGUGCAUCGUGUUGGCAGAACUGCUCGUGCAGGCAGAGUUGGUUCAGCUCUUUCUCUUGUCACCCCUGCAGACAUCAAUGUGUUGCAUGCCAUUGAAUCAUUCAUUGGCACUAAACUUGAGGAAUUUCCUGUGGAUGGUAAGGAGGUUGCCAGAAUUUUCACACAAGUUUCUGUUACCAAACGAGAAGCAGAGAUUAGAUUGGAUGAGACAGAUUUUUAUGAACGGAAAGAAACAAAUAAACGGAAGAAUCUUAUAAUGGAAGGCAAGGACCCUGAUGAAGAGGCAGCAAAAAUUCAAGCGCGGCGCUUGAAAUGGCGGAAGGAACAACAGAAAAAGAGGCGUGAAAAAGCAAAAAUGAAGCUGUCAAAUAGUAAUACAGAUGUGUCUUUUAAGGUGAAGAAUAAGAAGAAAUCAAAAGGUUCUUUGUGAUGCAAUGAUUCACCCGCAACUCAUCAUGAACCUGAAAUAUACUUCAUUGUUAAACUCUGCACUCAUUGGAUUUAAUUCAUCCAAGGAACUUCUCUGCAGUUUUAACAUUAACAUUAACAUUUAUUUUUUGAGAACAGAAACUUCAAACUGUUUUAAGUGUUAAAAAGUGCAUUUAGUCACCACUUUCAGAUACCAAUCAUUUUUUUGUAUUGAAUUUUUAACAUGAUAGUUAAAAUUAUUAAAAAUAUGUGGAAACUAGGAAGGAGUUAAAAACGUUAUGAAUUUUCAUGUAUGAAUUUUUCAUACCUGAAAUGUACAUUGUUAUCAAUAAAGCUCAGUUUUUAAUGACCUAAAUAUCAGCAAAAUAUGCUAGCAUUUAUGAUCUAUAAUGUUGCAUCAAAAACUUCGUUGAUAUAUGUAUAUACAUAUAUAUACCUUGAUACCGAGAAACCAAU
Gryllus bimaculatus (two-spotted cricket) is the source of this 2361-nucleotide messenger RNA. NCBI's taxonomy places the organism in Eukaryota, Metazoa, Arthropoda, Insecta, Orthoptera, Gryllidae. The record is from the annotation of a GenBank genome assembly.